UACGUGUUGUCAGUAUCGACAGCAUGUGAAUAGUUUUGCUUGUUUACUUAAUAAACAUAGAAUAAAGUGUAUAAUAAAUCAAAGACAAUAUAAAGGUAAUAAAAAACGUCAAACUCAAAUAUAUUUACAUUAUUUUAAUAGAGCAAACUGCAUUUUAAAAUGGCAGACCAAGAAUGUAAAGCACUAUCAGUUAUCUCUGCUCAGAUAAAUGCAUUUAGGAAAUUAAAAGAUCCGCCACAAAGCCUUUCUGAUGUGGAAAAUUACAAAAUAAAAGUGAAACAAGUUUUAAAGGGAGCCAACUCAGAAAUUUUGAGAGUAAAAUUAUACAUAGAGAAAGUAGAAGAGAAAAUCGAAGAACUGCGAGACGCGCAAAGAAUUCUGAUAGAAAACAAUCAAGAUGCUAUUGAAACUCUAUUAGAAGAACUUCGAGCAAAUGCUACUUCACCAACAACGAUAGACACGGAUUGUUUUGCAACAUAUCCAGACGAAGAAGCAUAUGAUUCAAGCGAAUCUUUUUCUCUUCCGAAGCUUCAACUAGCGCACGAACUUCAAACGGCAGCAAAAGAAAUGAUGAUAGACGAGCUAUCAGUAUUGCUACAAGAAACGGAAGCAGUUUGUGCAAAACUGCAAGAUGGUGCACAGCUUUGUGGUGAUGAUAUUGAUAAAUUACAAGGGUGUCUCCAAAAUUGGAAAGAUGUACAGGAUUAUAGUGCAGCAAAGCAAAAAAGAAAACGGAACGCAAACAAACAAAACAAAAAAGAAAAUACUCAACGAAAAGGAGGAGAAUCAAAUAAGAAGAGAAUGAACGACAACGCCAAAAAGAAAAAGGGGAAAGAAGAAAAGGGAGAGCGAGAAGAUGAAAAAAGAAGGCGUAAAGAAAUAGCAGAGCGACAAGAAGAAGAGAGAAGGCAAGAAAUAGAAAGAGAAAAGGAAAGACAAGAAGAAAUUGAAAGGGAAAAGAGAAGGCAAGAGGAAAUUGAAAAGGAAAAGAAAAGGCAAGAGGAAAUUGAAAAGGAAAAGAAAAGGCAAGAAGAAAUGGAGAGGAAGAGAAAGCAAGAGCAAGCACGCCGAGAAGAACAAAGAAAAGAAAAGGAACGUUUACAGAAAGAGGCAGAGGAAAGAGCUUGGAGACAAGAUCAAAACAACUGGACCUCAGUGACCUACAACAGAGCCAGCGAUAUGGUAGACGGAAGGCGAGCGUACCAUUCAAAUAUUGCAUGUGUAAUGACAUCGCCUCCGGAUAACAUUGAAAAAGAUGAUAUUGAAUGUAACGAGAGUGACGAAGUUGAUCCUGUGAUAGAAAUUCUUGACCCUGGCGAAAAGAUCAUCAGCUCCCUCAUUGAUUUACAGUCUAGAAGAGGAAAUUUACAUUCAGAGGUGGCAACAAGAAUUUACAUCCCUUAUCUUGAAGAUAUUAGUUCACGGGAUGAAAUUGUUGUAAAGAUAUCGCUGAACGGAAAUGAGUGGAUUACCGUCGCACCGUUACCUGCAACUUCACGUAUGCAGAAGCAAGAUAAAUUGAUUUCAAAUCUAGCUGGCGUUGAGAUCAACGAUUUUAACUCAUUUCAAGCAGUUGUUGUAGCAAGACCAAUAUGUCAAACUAUUAUUGUUGAUAAACCUGGUAUUUCCGUACAGUCUACAAUGGACAAAAACGUUAGGCUCUUUGUCCCAAGAGAUGCGUUUAACACGGAAACUGAACUAAAACUUAUGGUACAAUCUGUCUCAGAUGACACCAUUUCAUCGCUCCAGAAGGAGAGAGAGGAUUUUGACAACGUACUGGCUGCCAGCUCUGUUGUGACACUGUUAUGCGCGAAACGACCGGACAUUGCUAUUGAGAUUGAUCUAAAAUCUACAAAAAGCAAAGACACUAGAAAUAUUCGUCGAGGAAAAGCAUAUCAACUCUUGACAUCAAGAGACAAAUCGUGGAAAUUUGCUGAUGUUGGAUUUAAAGGACAACAUGAUGAUAUAACAGUGACACUUCCUCCUGGAAGAAACAAAUACACAGUUAUGGAGAUAGAUGUGCCGGCUAGCUUUCCAAAGGACAAUGUACCACUACUAGCGGAGGCUUUGCACAAAUGUAUCAACAAGACCAACGUUGUUUUGGUCGCUAAACAACAAGAAGGUGAUAUGACAAAAUGUGCUCUUAGAGUUGUAAGGCGAGAGAUUUUAAAUGAUACGAUAGCAUUUCUUGAACAAAAUGGAUAUACAAAAGGUCCAGAUGUAAGCAAUGAAUUUAGCUUAUACGAGGGUCAGAAGGUGGAGAUUUCCUGUACGGGAAACAUUGACUUUAAUAGUGAAAAGGAUAGUAAGCCAAUAUUAACUUAUUUGACGUAUAUGGGAGGCGCAUCUUUAGACUUGUCACUUCGUGUGAAAGAUUCAUGGAAGCAAAAAGACCUUCCAGAUUAUAUUGGCAAAAUCAUGUGUAACACACUAGAUGAGGACGGAUCUCAAGUUGAAUUAGUGAUAUCUCUUCCAAAGCCCCGAAAACAACGCAUAACAAUCAACGCAGUACGAGUAAGGCUUCCUUAUUACUUGACAUCACUAUCAUCGUUUUUGGCUAGUACCCUGUGCAUGAAUGGCACGUGGGGAACAGUUUUAAAAUGUCUUCUGGGAGGCAGCAAGUUUGCCACGAAGUAUAGAAUUGCUUCACGGAAAUUGGAAGAAAAAACAGACACAUCCAUAUGUAAGGUGAUGUUAUUAGACUGGUUGAAAGAACAGGCAAUAGCUGAUGAUAAGGUGAAUCCUAUAUUGGUAGCUUUAAAACAAACUGAACAUGGUGAUGUUGCGGAGUCCUGUGUAAAAUUCUUGCGGUAUCAAAAAGAACAAAUGUCUGAUGGUGUACUUAUUGAGUUGGCUCAGGGAAUCACAAAGGAUGUGUAUACAUUUGGCCAAGACCUCCAACUUGACCAAAAGGACAUAGAAAGGUGCAUAAAGCAGCACGAGGCCAACAUCAAACAGCAACAUGCGGCAUUGCUAAUGGCAUGGAGGGAAUCGGAACAUGCUGUUCAACAAGGUGUGAAUUCGAUGCAGUAUCUGAAGAGUAUAUGUAUCUAGAUGGCUACUGAAGUGCAAGACUUGAUUGAAGUGUACUGCUUCAUUUAAAACAAGCUUUGAAGCAUUGCUGAUGUUUACUUAACCAGUUUCGAAUAAUCAAUAUAUUGAGUUAUUAUAUAUAAAUUUUCGUUAUUCUCCACACUCGCAAUGAUACAAGUCCAAUAAAAUAAGACAGUAUUGUUUUCCACCAUGUUUAAUUACCAUUUUUAUUUCACACCAACAUUUUUGACAUUUUGUCAGAACAUUUUUACUUCAAUUUCAAUGGAUUCUGGUGCCUCGAUAUGAAAACAAGGCUAGAUGGAGUACAAUAUAAAUUUGUUUAAGAUAUUUCGGACUCUAAAAUAAAAACGAGGCUAUAUGGGGGGUAAUGUGGAUUUGAUAUGAACAUUUUGGACUGUGGAAAUGAACACGAGUCUAAAUGUGGUGUGAUUUGAACUUGAUACAGACGUUUUGGACUCUGGAUAUAAAACGAGGCUAAAUUGAUAAGAAAUGGUCCAAGAAUGAUUUAUGUUGGAAUAUCACGUGGUAUAAUGGCUGAAAGUGCUUUUGUUAUAUAUUGUAUAAGGCGUGAAAUAAUAGAAGUAAUCGUUUCCGAAAAUAUAUUUUGCUCCAGAAAAAUUUGUCUUUUCUAUUUUGACUAAUUGAAUAGAUUUGGUUAUAUAAAUUCUGCCAACUUAAUAUUUAAAAUACUGAC
Messenger RNA from Ruditapes philippinarum (Manila clam), 3748 nucleotides. RefSeq lists its product as uncharacterized. Lineage: Eukaryota; Metazoa; Mollusca; Bivalvia; Venerida; Veneridae. The record is from RefSeq and is a predicted model, not a curated record. The coding region runs from base 160 to 3054 and encodes 964 amino acids. The transcript is spliced from 17 exons.